AUGAGUGCCGAAAAGGCAGGGCAGGAGGAGCCGCUUUCACCUCGAGCGAUUGCAAAGGCUUCGCUGAUUGAAGAGAUAUUGAAUGAAGAUGAUUUAUACAAAGUCCUGGGCGCCUCUAGAAAUGCAUCUCCGGCCGAAAUCCGAAGAUGCUAUCUCGAACGCGGCAAGAUCUGUCAUCCAGAUAAAAUCCCUUUUCACCCUGAUUCCACCAGCGCCUUCCAACGCCUCGGCUUCGCCUUCGACGUUCUAAAAUCCCCUUCCUCCCGUCGCACCUACGACCGCGCCUCACGCGAUCCAAUCCUCGCUUCCAAAUUCACAACCUCCAACCCCACCGCCCCUUUCCUCGACGGCGAAAUCUCCUUCCGUAGCGCCGUAGAAUCCAUCUUCACCGAAUUCCUCGACGGAGACUUCACCCACGUCCGACAGCUCCUCGAAACCCUAAACCGUAGUUAUCCAAACCUAGUCAGCAACGAAGUCAUCGACGGCAUCGAAUCCGCUUUCUUCAAAAUAAGACAGUUGGUCAUCACCACCAGAGUUUAUGCGUUUUUGAUAUCUAUCGAAUUGGGCAGGAUACAUAGGGUUCAGAAACGGUUGAUGGCUUUGGGGUAUUUGGAUGUUAGAGGGAGGGUUAGGGUUACCAUGCAACUCGUUAGGACGACGUUAGCGAUCCCGGUUAGGAUCGAAUUGGCUUUGAGGAGGAGGAAGGAAAGGGAGUGGAGGGCUAAAACUGCUGGGUGGAAUGCUAUCGGUAGACCGCCUGAAGAAGAAGGCGGGAACAAUGUUGGUGGGAUAUUGAACGAUAGAGUGUUCAAGGUUUUGGAAUUGUUGGUGGGGAGUAGCGCGGAGGAUGAAGCGGAGGAUAUUGAAUAUAAGAAGAAGAGUGAUCCCAGGAAUGGAUUGAAUGAUCACGAUAUGGGUAUGGGACCUGGGGGUAGUAGUCAUGCUAGAUCUAGGAGUGCUGGGGCAUCGACUAAUGGGAGGAGAAGGCAUUGGCAGUGA
Molecule: messenger RNA, 999 nt
Organism: Orbilia oligospora ATCC 24927
Lineage: Eukaryota; Fungi; Ascomycota; Orbiliomycetes; Orbiliales; Orbiliaceae
Exons: 4
Coding region: 1-999 (332 amino acids)
Cellular component (GO): nucleus; cytoplasm
Molecular function (GO): heat shock protein binding
Source: RefSeq, a predicted model, not a curated record